Messenger RNA from Macrosiphum euphorbiae (potato aphid), 516 nucleotides. NCBI's taxonomy places the organism in Eukaryota, Metazoa, Arthropoda, Insecta, Hemiptera, Aphididae. The record is from the annotation of a GenBank genome assembly.
AUGACAGAAGAAUCGCCAAUUAAUACGAAUAUCGCGGAAACAACCAACACCCGAGUAAAAAAUUGUAUAUUUUGUGACUUAAUUGUUGCCAAUGAUCCAAAUAUUAUUCUUGAGCCUCGAAGCGAUCAAUUUGUAAUCAUUAAAGAUAUUAAGCCAGUGGCUACUCACCAUUUCUUAGUGUUGUGUGACAAACAUAUAAAAAAUGCUAAAAGUUUACAGCCUAAUGAACAGGAUUGUAAUUUACUCAAGAGCAUGGUUGCAGCUGCGAAACAAAUAUUAUUAAACAAUGGUUGUGAUUUGAAUGACACAAGAAUGGGUUUUCAUUGGCCUCCAUUUUAUUCAAUAGGACAUAUGCAUCUUCACGCCAUCAGUCCUGCUAGUUCGAUGUCUGUUUUCAAUCGUUUUGUUGCAUUCAAUCCAAGUUUCAGUUAUGUUUUUGUCGAUGUAGAUUAUGUGCUAAAACGUAUUGGUUGCAAAGACAAAAAUGAAACAGAAAACCCAUCUUCAGUCACAUAA